AUGUCGAACGACAAAGCACCAUCUGUUGUUGUUUACCAACACUACUGUCCCCCGGAGGUGAAGCGAGUUCUAGCCUCGGGAGGCAGCGCCUUUAUUGGCGAGGUCGACGACUCGACUGUAUUAAAAUAUCCACUCGCCCCCGGCGGUGACAUGACCCGGCUUGAGGCAGAGAAGAAGCUCCUAGAAAUCAUCGGACCGCAUAAGCGCAUUAUAGCAUGCAAAGGCUUUACAGACACGGGGCUUUAUCUAGAACGCGCCACUAACGGUAAUAUUGCCGAGUAUAUGCUUGAAUCCGGCAAACCCCCUCCUUCCGUCAAGCAGCGGCUGGCCUGGUGCCGCGAGGCUGCGGAGGCUGUCGCGUGGAUUCAUAGCCGGCGAGUCCUCCAUUGCGACAUCCAGCCAACGAAUCUACUUCUCGACGAACACCUCCAUAUAAAGCUCUCCGACUUCCAAGGGAGGCAUUUAUCGGCCGACGGCAAAGUGCUCGUCGACGGCUGGAGCGCUGAGUCGUGCAAAUUCUCUGCUCCGCGAAACGACCCGUUCGACGCAGACAUCAAGACCGACCUCUUUGCGCUAGGGUGUACUUUCUACUUCAUCAUGAUGGGGCACGCCGUAUAUCCCGAUAUCGUUCACGGAGAAGAAGGGUGGUAUGAGAAGGUGGAAGACAGAUUUCGAAAGGGGGCCUUUCCCGAAGACAAGCACGCCUGCAGUGCUAUCACAAUGAAGUGCUGGCGGAUGGAAUAUGAGAGUGCCGAGGAAGUGGUUCAAGAUCUCGAGGCGCUGGAAAGGGAACAGCAAGUCAUAGUGCUAGAGUAG
Messenger RNA from Thermothelomyces thermophilus ATCC 42464, 816 nucleotides. RefSeq lists its product as uncharacterized. The transcript has a single exon. Gene Ontology annotation, biological process: protein phosphorylation. Lineage: Eukaryota; Fungi; Ascomycota; Sordariomycetes; Sordariales; Chaetomiaceae. The record is from RefSeq and is a predicted model, not a curated record. Gene Ontology annotation, molecular function: ATP binding; protein kinase activity. Bases 1 to 816 code for a protein of 271 amino acids.